Messenger RNA from Doryrhamphus excisus (bluestripe pipefish), 3249 nucleotides. RefSeq names its product acyl-CoA oxidase 1, palmitoyl (gene acox1). Gene Ontology annotation, molecular function: FAD binding; fatty acid binding. Lineage: Eukaryota; Metazoa; Chordata; Actinopteri; Syngnathiformes; Syngnathidae. Gene Ontology annotation, biological process: lipid homeostasis; very long-chain fatty acid metabolic process; fatty acid beta-oxidation using acyl-CoA oxidase. Gene Ontology annotation, cellular component: peroxisome. The record is from RefSeq and is a predicted model, not a curated record.
UACGUCACGUGACCCAACUUCGUCAUCAGCCUGUGUCCAACAGGAAAGAAUAGCCUCGCUCCAGGACAUAAAUUACACAACUCACAAUCUUCUCUGAUUGUUGUCGAUUUCUCACCGUUGGCGUCGCCUUUUCAGCUUCGACAUGAAUCCAGACAUACAAAAAGAGCGGCAGAAGGCCACCUUCGAUGUCGUGAAACUCACCCACAUUUUGGAUGGAGGCCCAGAAAAGACCAGAAGAAGACGAGAAAUCGAGUCCCUGGUCAUUAACGACUCAGACUUUAAAGAGGAGGACCCAAACUUUUUGUCCCGCAGCGAGCGCUAUGACCAAGCUGUUAGAAAAAGUGCCCAAAUGAUCCUCAAGAUGAGAGAGUAUGGCAUUGCGGACCCGGAGGAGAUCUACUUUUAUAAAAGCAUAUUUCGGGGCAACUUUCAUGAGGCUAUGGGACUACACUUUGUCAUGUUCAUCCCAACACUCUAUGGCCUAUGUGACCCUGAGCAGUCCAAGAAAUGGUUACCUCUAGCCACGUCCUACCAGGCCAUUGGCACGUAUGCUCAAACGGAGCUGGGUCACGGCACACACCUCCGAGGACUAGAGACCACUGCCACAUUUGACCCGACUACACAGGAGUUCAUCCUAAACAGUCCCACUGUCAGCUCCAUCAAAUGGUGGCCUGGAGGCCUUGGUAAGACGUCAAACUACGCUAUUGUUCUUGCCCAGCUUUAUACACAAGGAAAUUGCCAUGGUCUGCACGCUUUCAUUGUACCUAUCCGUGACAUGAACACACACAAGCCCCUGCCUGGUAUUGUCGUUGGAGAUAUCGGACCCAAAUUUGGUUUUAAUGAGGUUGACAACGGCUUUUUGAAACUUGACCAUGUUCGGAUACCACGAGAUAACAUGCUCAUGAAAUAUGCCAAGGUGGACCCAGAUGGAACCUAUGUGAAGCCACCCAGUGCCAAGCUGACGUACGGCACCAUGGUUUUCAUCCGCUCUAUGAUUGUUGGCGAGUCAGCUCGUGCCCUUGCCAAGUCCAGUACGAUCGCCAUCCGCUACAGUGCUGUCCGCCACCAGUCGGAAAUCCGUCCUGGAGAGCCAGAGCCCCAGAUUCUCGAGUACCAGACGCAGCAGUACAAGCUGUUCCCUCUGCUCGCCAUGGCCUAUGCCUUCACUUUUGUUGGCCAGUACAUGAGUCAAACAUACCACCGCAUCACAGGAGAUAUCAACCAAGGGGACUUCAGUGAGCUGCCGGAGCUCCACGCUCUGUCUGCAGGCUUAAAGGCUUUCACCACAUGGGCAACCAAUUCUGCCAUCGAGGUCUGCCGCAUGUCGUGCGGCGGUCACGGCUACUCCCGCAGCAGCGCUUUGCCAGACAUUUAUGUGGAGUUCACCCCUACUUGCACCUAUGAGGGAGAGAACACCGUCAUGAUGCUACAGACAGCCAGAUAUCUAAUGAAGAGCUACAGACAGGCUAGAGCGGGUCAGCUGCUGCACGGCAUUGUUUCGUACCUCAAUGAGGCUGACCAUCAAAGAGUCCAGCCACAACUCGUUGCAGCAAGAUCCACUGGUAUCGACAUCAACGACCUAUCCGGCUUGGCGGAGGUCUACAAACUACGUGCCGCCAUUCUGGUCGAGCUGGCAGCCAAGAGCAUCCAGAAGGAGCUGCAGCAAAGGAAGAGCCAAGAGGACGCCUGGAAUAAUAGUGCUAUCGACCUGGUCAGAGCCUCGGAUGCCCACUGCCACUAUGUAGUAGUGAAACUGUUUACUGACAAGCUGGGAGAGAUUGAUGAUGCCCCCAUACGCUCAGUACUGUCUACGCUGGCUCGGCUAUAUGCUCUUCAUGGCAUCAUGAACAACUCUGGAGACUUCCUACUGGCUGGGCUGUUGAAUGGCUCCCAGGUGCUACAGGUUUCUGCUCGUAUCAAGGAGCUGCUCUCUGAGCUGAGGCCAAAUGCCGUGGCGCUGGUGGAUGCCUUUAAUUUCCACGACAGGAUGCUGAAGUCUGUCCUAGGGCGGUAUGACGGGAACGUCUACGAGCACAUGUUCGAAUGGGCCCGCCGCUCGCCCCUCAAUUCCACAGAGGUGCAUGAGUCCUUUGAGAAGUAUCUGAAACCUCUGAGGUCCAAACUGUGAGCUGAAGGAGAACCCAUGCUUGUAAAUAUUAAGUGUACUAAUUCUGUAUCACAAACACCCUUACUGAUGAGGGAAUGAAAGAUGUCUGAUUCUGUUUAAAUAUUUUGUAGGAAUUAAGCUUUUAAAAUAGUUUGAAAUAAGACAUCAUCACCUAUCAUGAAUGCUACCAGUCUAAUUAUGUAAUGUUUCUUCUACACUCUUUGCUGUGGUGGCCUGAUGGCGGCUCUUUGUUCGCCAAAGUUUUUCCGUGUAGGUUUUUGUCGACAAGAACAAAAUGUAACUAUGAAUGUUACGUAACAACCCUCAACACAAGACACUUUUUUUUUUUUUUACACAGACUAUUAAGAGUAUUUAUAUGCUAAUGAGAAAAGUAAUACUGUUUUUCAUCAUUAAGUCCCAUAACCAUUGCUGUGCAUUGACAAAGUACUGUACAUGGUGAUGAGACGAGCUUUAUUACAAAGCUGUGGUCACAUUAUUUCUGUCAUUGGCCUUUUACCCCUACCUUUUACCUCAAAUACUGUAUGUACUUCACAUUGCCUACAGCUUUACCUGUGUUGUGGGUACACUGAAACCACCAUAGGCAUUACCGCACUUGAAAAGGAUCAAAUGUUGUACUCGGUGGAGAGUGAGUUGAAACGUUUUGAACAAUAGAGGCUUCUUUAGAGAUAUAGUUAUGAUCUUGAUUCUUCACAUCGGCUUCCUUUCCAUGACACUGUAUCAUUUCAACAGGUAUAGUUUUUGUAAAAGUGAGGAAGCUCCAGUUUUGCAUGUAUGCAAUGUCCAAAUUACUACUGUCUUUCAACAGUUAAUGAAAAAUUCAUGUGUGACUAGACACUCACAAAAAUAUUUUUUAUGGAAGCUAAUGUUUGGUAUAAACCGCUACAGUGAUAUAGGAUAUUCAAUCUGAAGACCCUCUUUUUGAAGUGUAGGAUUUUGUGGAAUUACAGAAUGUGCCUGAGGAAUUUGCCUUUCAUGUUGUGAAUUCUUUCUCUGCAUUUAAAGGUGUGUGUGCAUGCCAUAAAGGCAUGCUAAUCAGUUUUACUAACCAUAAUUGGUUAAAUAAUAUUAGCCUGUUUCUAUGACUAUUGAUGAAUAAUUUGACAUGUUGUCAAAAUAAAUCU